AUGUCUAUAAGGUUUAUUAAUGCUUGGUUACUCCAUCCCAAGUUCAAAGUUGAAGUGAAGAAGUCCUCGGAGGAAGUUUUUGAUCCAGGCUGGGCUGGUUUCAGUCUAAAGAGGAAGUUAGCUAAUCUGAGGGCCAAUCUCAAAAGACGGAAUUUUGAGGUUUUUGGAAAUGUGGAUGUUCAAUUAAACAAGGUAGAGGAGGAGUAUCAUGAACUUGAUUUGGUAGCCGAGUCAAGGAAUCUAUCUAAAUCUGAAAUGAUCAGAAGGAGGGAAGUAAGAAGUAUUGUGUGGAAUUUGAAUAGGAGAAAAGAGAGCUUAUGGUACCAACAGUCUAAAAUGGUGUGGGCUAAGUGUGGUGAUAAGAAUACAAGAUUUUUCCAUAUGAUGGCAAGUUCUAGGAAAAGGAAAAAUAUAUUGGACUCAGUUGUGGAGGAGAGGGUGAGGUUGGUGAAACCAGAUGGAGUUAAACACUUUGCAAGAAGAUUUCUUGAGGAGUGGUGUUCAAGGCCUAAACUUUCUAGUAUAUUUUCAUCUAUUGAUUCUAUACGGAAUGAUAAUCUAGCAGCAGCAUUCACAGAGCAAGAGAUUUGA
This is a messenger RNA of Camellia sinensis, 591 nucleotides long. NCBI's taxonomy places the organism in Eukaryota, Viridiplantae, Streptophyta, Magnoliopsida, Ericales, Theaceae. The record is from RefSeq and is a predicted model, not a curated record.